Molecule: messenger RNA, 1290 nt
Organism: Didymosphaeria variabile
Lineage: Eukaryota; Fungi; Ascomycota; Dothideomycetes; Pleosporales; Didymosphaeriaceae
Exons: 2
Coding region: 1-1290 (429 amino acids)
Source: RefSeq, a predicted model, not a curated record
AUGAGCGGACGGACAGAAGCAUCGCACAAGUUCCUCACCUUGAAGAUGCCUCUGAACCCUGCCGAUCUCCCUUCUUCACGCGUCCUACGAGCAGGCAGGACCUAUACCUUUCCAUUCGUCUUCACCAUUCCUGCUCAGCUCCUCCCGAAAUCAUGCGCCCAUGCUGUUGCUUCAGACUAUGUCCGAGAAACGCACCUUAUGCUCCCCCCAAGCCUAGGCGAUGCCGAGCUAUCUGGCUUUGGUGGCAUUCUCCUCGACGACAUGGCGCCCGAAAUGGCGAAGGUCACGUAUGGAGUCAAGGCGCGCAUAAUGCAGCUACACGAAGACAAACUUGUACUUUUGGCACAGAAGACGAGGAAGGUUCGCGUGAAACCGGCCUUUGAAGAGCAGCCGCCACUCAACACCGAUGGAAACAGAGAAUAUCGUCCCCGGCUCGAACGAAACAUCAAGAAGGGCCUAUUCAAAGGUAAAACAGGCACCUUGAUCGCUCAGGCUAGCCAGCCGAAACCUCUCGUGAUUCCAGGCGCGCGGACGCUGGAUGCUGGGCCCAUUGCGACCAGGGCCAAGGUUCUACUCCGCUUCGAUCCUACAGACGAGAACAGCUCACCCCCAAGGCUAGGGUCUCUCAAAACGAGCAUCAAAGCCUCGACCUUUUACGCUUCGUCUGCAAGGAACAAUUUCCCCUCGCGAGAAAACCUCAGCUACGACCACACCCAGGGAGCAUACACAGACACGAUCUCAUUAUCAACCAUGUGCAUCGGCACAACCGCGCAAUGGGUGAAGCAGCUACCGUCCGCUAACCCACCAAAUGAAGAGGACCUUGAGCGCCGCGACUCUGGGAUAUCCGAUUGCUCUAGCGUCUCUUCGCCGUCGUACAAAUCCAACAUUCCUGCUCACUCUGCAAACUACAAGGGUGGCUCUUUCUACACCGCCUCCAUCAUCGUUCCCAUAACGAUGCCCUUGAACAAGAAUUUCUUGCCAACCUUUCACUCCUGCCUCAUUUCUCGCGUAUACGCCCUCAGCAUGAACCUUUCCGUGCAUGCACCUGGACUGGGCGAUCCGACCCUGAACCUCAAGUUGCCGCUACAAGUGUGCGCUGAGGGCAGCGCAACGGGCAUCGAGACUGCGAGGGUACGAAGCGAAGAGGCUGCCGGAAUAUUGGCGGAAGCAGACAGGAUACUUUCGCCUAGAAGCGUCGCACCCCCGACUGUGGAUCUGCCUCCAGAAUACGUUGCUUUGUCAUCUGGAGGCGGAGGGAUAUACCACCCUGGAGUCACUGUCGCGGGAUGA